AUGUUUAUUGUGAAAAGAAAAACUAAAUCAAGUUUACCGGUGCAACCAGAAAGAGACAUAUUGUUUUUCCAAGAAGAGACUGAAUCGGAGUCAGAGGGUAGACAGUCAUCUUGUUCACAAGUUCAUGAGCAGGCUUUUACUCCCCAAUCUGACGACGAAUUAUUUGGCAGGCAGCGGAAACUGCAACCGAAGACUGAUGUGGAUUCUAGUGAAGAUAUAAAUAAUCUACCCGGGAGUGAACUGCGAGCACCGGUCGAAAUUUUGGAAACGCAUGAUACUAAUGAAAACUCUAAUUCAGAGAUAGAUCCUGAUGAGGUUGUACCUAUUUCAGUACUUUGUGGAAAGGCAAAGAUUUGCAAAUGGUUAGACGCAAUUGAUCGACAAGAUUUAAAAGAGAAAUUUUUAGAAAAGAGUAUUAAUAUUAAAAACUACCGUGUUUGUAGUGCUCAUUUCUGCAGAGAAGAUUAUAAUCCCAAUAGCCCCAGAUUAUUAUAUAAGGCAGUUCCAUGUCAAUCUGAAUCCAAUAAACAACAAGAGACGGAAUCUUCUUUGGAUAUUGUUAUCCCUCCAGAGGAAGAAGACUUCCAAGAGCCUUUGAAAUCGCCUGUGGCAGCAACUCAAACCCCGUUAUUUUUGACUUCAAACAGCCCACGAAAACUUAAGUUAAAUAAAAAAGUUGUUGAGCUGGAAAGGCAAUUAAAAGAAUUAAGUAGAGAACUUGAAAGAAAAGAUAAAUGUGUUUCUAAACAUUCAUGUGGGGUCUGCCAUAAUUUUUCAAAACAGAAUGAAGAACUUGAUAAUAGUAAUUUAUUUAUUCACUUUGCCGCUUAUAACACACGUUAUAAUGAUUUUGGUAGUUUAAAGACGUCUUUAAACUACCAAAAUCAUUAUAACGUGUGUUAUAAGCGGCAAAGUGAAUAA
Messenger RNA from Brassicogethes aeneus, 921 nucleotides. The record is from the annotation of a GenBank genome assembly. Lineage: Eukaryota; Metazoa; Arthropoda; Insecta; Coleoptera; Nitidulidae.